AUGCACCGAGCAUCGAGGCCGUUGUCUGAAUCGCGCUGUCCUUCACCGGCAAUGGCACGAAGUACUUCGGACCGUUCCGCACACACAGCGGGAAGUGCAGCCUUCCCCAGCACGGUAACGUCGACACCCGCGUCCACCUCGACGUCGAUGUCGUGGAGCGGGCACAGCAGCCAGGUCGCGAACCGAGCGGACCUGUCGGGUGUAGCGUAUGCGGACUUGCUGGAGCAACAGAAUCAGGAUCGAAUUCAGGCGCUUUCCGGCAAAGUGGGAGCUAUGAAAGAGUUGGCUAUCCAAAUCAACGAGGAGGUUAUCACCCAAAACCGUUUUCUGGACCAGGAUCUCAGCGACUCGAUGGGACGUACUGUGGAGCAACUGCGCAACUCAAUGCGAAAACUAGAACAACUGGUACGGUCUGGUAGUUCUUACGCACUCUGUUACGGGGUUCUGGGUAUUGUUGGGGUUCUUUUUCUGUUACACUGGUUGUUUCCGCGCUGA
This is a messenger RNA of Cyanidioschyzon merolae strain 10D, 495 nucleotides long. RefSeq names its product similar to Golgi vesicular membrane trafficking protein Bet1p. The transcript has a single exon. The coding region runs from base 1 to 495 and encodes 164 amino acids. The record is from RefSeq and is a predicted model, not a curated record. Lineage: Eukaryota; Rhodophyta; Bangiophyceae; Cyanidiales; Cyanidiaceae.